Molecule: messenger RNA, 2988 nt
Organism: Plectropomus leopardus (leopard coralgrouper)
Lineage: Eukaryota; Metazoa; Chordata; Actinopteri; Perciformes; Serranidae
Gene: usf2
Product: upstream transcription factor 2, c-fos interacting
Biological process (GO): regulation of transcription by RNA polymerase II
Molecular function (GO): protein dimerization activity; RNA polymerase II cis-regulatory region sequence-specific DNA binding; DNA-binding transcription factor activity, RNA polymerase II-specific
Source: RefSeq, a predicted model, not a curated record
ACUGCACAGACUUAUAUGAUUUAAUGAAAAAAUAUAAAGUACUGUCUCAAAAAUUCAAGCCAAAUGGUGCGCGCGUGUUUUCACGCAGAAAUAAACCGAGAAUAAGCGCGAUUAACCAUUUUAACCACCAAAACUCUUUGCAUCCUAGGAGUCACGUGAAUGCUUGGUUGCAAAAUCUGAAAUCUUACAACGCCAGAGCCACUAUUACAGUUUUAAAACAGCACAAAUUUGAUCGCAUAAUAAAACGAAACUAGUCCACUCCGUGUCUUAUUGGCCGCAUGUCGCAGCCCGCAGCUUUACGCGGAUAAACAGCAGCUGUGCGCCGCAGAGCAACAAAAAGGAAAAAAACCAAGGACAAAAAAGAUUUCCAACCAUCGACCUUAAAGGAAAUUAUCUUCCAUCCGUGCAUCCAGCAGUUCACCUAAAAAACUUUAAACCCCGCGAUCGCAGCACCGGCGCCUCCGUGGAGCUGCGUAAAACCCCCGGAGUGUUUUUUUUUUUUGUUUUCCGCACAGACGCAGACGACUCCCUCCUGCUCAGCAGCGGCCUCCAUUUUAGCUCCUUGCCCGGUCGCUACCUCACGUGUCCUGGACUGUCUUUCUCACAUGACCCGUGUGUUUGUCCCCGUGAUCAGCGCUUCCAUCUCCGUAAAUCAGUGUCGUUGAAUAUCGGCGUUUUACACCCCGCAAAAGCUUCAUGGAUAUGCUGGAGCAGAGUCUGGACAGCUCGGCGAGUCACGACAAACAGGACACAGAAGAGGUGGUGCAGCUACAGGAAGGAGAGGCGGUGGGGGCGGAGGAGCAGACUGCAGUGACCAUCACCGGUGUCCCGCAGGCUGCCUUCGCAGACCACAAUGUUCAGUACCAGUUCCGCACAGAGAACAGUGGAGGACAGGUGACCUAUCGCGUGGUUCAGGUGACAGACGAUCAAUUAGAAGCAACAGCCGAUGCGACUGGAGCUGUCAGCGUCGUCUCCACUGCAGCGUUUGCUGGAGCCCCUCAGGCAGUGGCCCAGGCUGUUAUCCAGAACCCUUUCAGCAACGGGGGCAGUCCUGGUGGGGAUACGGUGGGAGGAGAGACCCGUUUCGCUUAUUUCCCUGCCGCCACCGUCAGCGAUGGAACAGCCACAGCUGUGUCCGUGCAGGCCACCGCCGACCCAACGAUAGCACAGACGGGAGGUCAGUUUUACGUGAUGAUGAGCCCCCCUGAGGUGCUACAGACGACGGCCCCUCGCACCAUCGCACCACGCACACACACCUACACAGCAGACCUCGGUGAAAGCGAGAUGUUGCAGCAUGGCAGUUCAAACUGGAAGGUGGAGGGUCCGCGGGCGCCCAGAGACGAGAGGCGGAGAGCACAGCACAAUGAAGUGGAGAGAAGAAGAAGAGACAAGAUUAACAACUGGAUUGUCACUCUUUCAAAAAUCAUCCCUGACUGUAGCAUAGACAGCAGAACUGGAGCGAGUAAAGGAGGCAUCCUGUCCAAAGCAUGUGACUACAUCCGAGAGCUGCGUCAGAGUAACCAGCGACUGCAGGAGAGUUACAAAGAGGUGGAGCGAGUCGAGAUGGACAACGAGCUGCUCAGACAACAGAUCGAGGAACUGAAGAAUGAUAAUGCACUGCUUCGAGCACAGCUACAGCAGCACGGUGUAGAAGUCAAUGGAGAUGCAACACCGCAGUGAUUUUUGGACUGAGCACACGUUACAUCACAAACACAAUGUCGCGUCCUCCCACCCACCUGAACAAUACCAGGAAAGGAAUAACAACGAGAGACAAUUUCCAUCUGAAAUUGGACCACACAGACACACGCAGGGCUCGAGAAGAACACUGAAGGACUGCAAACGCCUCCUCCACCUCCAGCUGUUCAUGGCUCAGCGCUCUGAAGUCCGUUAACUGUGUAGCCAACUGAACCUCUCACCUCUGCUUCAAGGACCUCUACACAGCACCGCCGCGCUCGCACCAAACUUUUCUUUUUUUAUUUUAAAUUAUAAACCUGCCGCAGAAAAUUUACUUUUAAUAAUUUCACCUUUUUAUCAAACUUUUUCUCUUACUUCUGUCUUAUUUUGUUGACAUUUGCUGUGUUCAAAACUACUAAAUGUGACAUGAAUGAUAGGUCCCAUUUACUUUUUAUUUAUUAGUCUUUAAAGAAUGUGUACACACAGAGAGAAAAAGAAAAUUGUGAAUUUACGCUUUCCCCAACAGCAAACACAACACUGCUAUUAAGCAUAGUUUUACUCUCAGUGGAUCAUAUGUAUAUAAAGUUGUUCAAUUUCUGCCUCUUUACACUGACACUCCAAGCACUCGGCAGAGCUCACAAAAUUUCUGAACAUAAUCCACUUUCAGUAAAUAGAAAUAAUAAUAAUAAUGUUUUUCUGACAGUCAAAGUGAAAGCAGCUUGAUAGUGCAGGCACGGAGGUUUAAUUUUAGUUCAGGGCCUUAAUAGAAGCCUGUUGGAGAAUCUAGGUGAUAACAUAGCUCAGGUAAUUGGGAUAGUGCACUGGCAAGUGGUUCCCAAACUCUUGAUAACAUGAAGUCUUUACAUAUAGAGUUUAAAUCUCUCUUGUGUCCCCUUUAGGUGCAAUGUAAAGAUACAUAUGGAGAUGAUUUUCAAGGUGGGAAUCAUUUUACACGGGCAUUAAAAAAUGGUUGGUUUGUAUAUCUGGUCACUGGUGUAAUGCACUGAAAUAGAGGUUAUGAGAGGUCUUGGUUUGAGACCGGCCUCUGUUUGGCCCACUCGUCCUGCUGCAUUUCAGUGGACGCCCGACGUGGCUUCUUUUGCAAUCUUCCCUAAUUCUUAAAAACUUUGGGAACCUUUGCCACUGACGGACAGUAAAACAGCUGUGGUCAGGAAUGUGCUGAAGGUAGUUUGGAUGCAAGUGAUGAUAGUUGUAACUAACCAGCUUUUGUCUACACUGAAAGUCACCACAGCAUGGAAAUAUAACCACUGGCAUGACUAAUUCUGAUACUACAAUAAAACAGAAGUGUUUAUA